This is a messenger RNA of Drosophila sechellia, 2790 nucleotides long. It is a transcript of the gene nonA-l, whose product is annotated as nonA-like. The transcript has a single exon. Lineage: Eukaryota; Metazoa; Arthropoda; Insecta; Diptera; Drosophilidae. The coding region runs from base 90 to 2156 and encodes 688 amino acids. The record is from RefSeq and is a predicted model, not a curated record. Gene Ontology annotation, molecular function: RNA binding.
AACAUUCUUUUUCAUAACUGACAACUAUUCCAGUCGGUGUUUUUUGGCAGAGAACGUUCAUUUUGGGAAAAGGCAAUUUUCGUUUGCAAAUGGAAGGCGCUGUUAAGCAAAACAGUUUGAACGCUUCCCCCUUGCCACAACGCCAGCAGAGGGGCAAUCUGACCAAUAUGAACCUGGGCAAGCACACGCCCCCGAAGCAAAAUGCCGCCAGCGACGGUAAUCCUGCCGAGAAAAAGGCAAAAUUAGGAGGAAACAUCCAGAACGGUGGCGGAGUAGCUGGUGGCGGCGGCAUUGCCGGCGGUGGUGGUGGUGGUGGUACUGGCGGCGUUGGAUUUUCCGGAAAUCGCAAUCGAGGCGGCAAACAAAAUCAAAACCGGCAGGGUUUCCAAGGGGCAAAGAAUGCACACCAAAAGCAGAUUAACGAAUCGCCGAAGCCAGCUGUGGGCAAUGUACCCGCAAAGAACAAUGAACCCUUAGCUGGCAACCGUAGUCCGUCCAACCGUACUAACAACCAGGGUCAGGGCAACCAAGGAGGACAGAACUUCCGUGGUCGUGGCAAUGGCCAGAACCAGCAGUAUCAGAAUGCUAGUCAGGAAGGUCCAGGUGAUCAAGGCGGACAGGGGUUCAAAGGACGCGGAGGUGGCGAAAACCAUCCGAAUCAGAGUGACAACGGCCAGGGUAACCAUGGCGAUCAAGGAGAACAGGGAAACCAAGGAUCGAGUUUCAGAGGUCGUGGUGGUGGCCAAACCCAGCCGAAUCAGAAUGCCAACCAGGAGCAUAGCUAUGGAAAUCACGGCAACCAAGAACACAAUCAAGGAGGACAGGGCCACCGCGGAGCUGGAGGUGGAAGCCACCAGCGUGGAAACCGCUCCAGGCGCUCUGGAGGAUCUGGAGGCAUGAACUACUCAUUAAUGGGCGGCGCUGGUCAGCGCAGCGAAGACUUUUUCAUUGCCCAACGACUGCGCAGCAUUAGUGGACCCACCCAUGAGUUGCCGCCCGUUGAGUUACCCACCGAUAACAAAUUCGUCGGACGCAACCGCUUGUAUGUUGGCAACCUCACCAGCGACACAACCGAUGACGACCUGCGCGAGAUGUUCAAGCCAUACGGCGAGAUCAGCGAGAUCUUCUCGAACCCGGAGAAGAACUUCACAUUCCUGCGGCUAGACUACUACCAAAAUGCUGAGAAGGCCAAGCGCGCUUUGGAUGGCUCCAUGCGCAAGGGACGCGUGCUGCGCGUCCGCUUUGCGCCCAACGCUAUUGUGCGUGUGAGCAAUCUCAACCAGUUCGUCUCCAAUGAGCUGCUGCACCAGUCCUUUGAAAUCUUUGGACCCAUCGAGCGCGCCGUCAUCUGCGUAGACGAUCGCGGUAAGCAUACCGGCGAAGGCAUUGUUGAGUUCGCCAAAAAGUCCUCGGCCAGCGCCUGUCUGCGCCUUUGCAAUGAAAAGUGCUUCUUCUUGACUGCUUCAUUGCGUCCGUGCCUGGUGGAACCGAUGGAAGUGAACAAUGACAAUGACGGCAUGCCGGACAAGACGUUAAACAAAAAGUCGCCGGAAUUCAACCAUGAGCGUAGUGUCGGACCGCGUUUCGCUAGUCUAAAUUCGUUUGAGCACGAGUAUGGAUCACGCUGGAAGCAAUUGCACGAUCUCUUUAAGAGCAAACAGGACGCCCUCAAGCGUGAGUUGAAAAUGGAGGAGGACAAGCUGGAGGCCCAGAUGGAGUACGCUCGCUACGAACAGGAGACCGAACUGCUGCGCCAGGAGCUGAGGAAGCGCGAGUUGGACAACGAGCGCAUGAAACUGGAGUGGGAGAUGCGUGAGAAACAAGCCGAGGAGAUUCGAAAGCGCGAAGAGGAACACAUGCGUCGUUAUCAGAGCCAAUUGCUGCACCAUGAGGAGGACAUGCGAGCCCGUCAGCAGGAGAGCGAUUUGCUAGCGCAGGCCCAUAAACUCAACUUGAUCCUCGAUCAGCAGGAGGGAUUCGUUGGCAGUAACUUUGGCUUCGACCGCUUUGAGUCCCCUUUUGAAGUAUUUGGGAACAACAGCAACAAUUCACCAAUGGCUGGACCUGGAGGUCCAGAUAAUAGGGACGGUUUCGAGCUUGGAACUGGCGGAAACCAAAACGGAAACAUUGAUUCGUGGGGACACCGACGCUCUUAGACACUGAAACCAAUAUAGAUAGCGACGAAAACAAUAUUGAUCUCAUUGGUUACGCAUAAUAUCAGACAUUUCACUCGGGUAUGAGUGAACAAUAACAAAAACAACAAACGGGAUCGUGCAAGCGAAGAUGCAUUCUCAUUAUAAUAUAAAUAGAAUUUAUAUAAUUAAGAAAUAACUGUUAUAAACGGUCGCAACAACAAAUCCACCACGAAGUAAUAACAUGAAAAUGACAAAAGGCAAACCCUAAGGAACAUAGACAAUCCAAACCCGAAUGACAGCUUACAAGAUGUUCAGUAUUUCAAAGAAAAACACCUGAACAUAACCAUCCAUUACAUUAUCAUUAUGUGCAUCUAAUUAUUCAUUAUGACAAUUUUAGAUAUAUGUAAAGAAUAUCUCGAGUAACACGAUUAAUUUUUGUGAAAAAAUAUGAAGAUGCGACUGAAAUUACUGAUUAUUCGGAGGCGAAUUUAGAUAAGGAGCCUAUUUUUUUAUAAUUGUACUCCGCAGAUAGGUAGAUUAUACUUUGAUUUAUGAGUAACUAGUCGAAAUCGGACUUGCUUUUGUUUCAAUGUAUUCCUCAUCACAUCUCUGUCUACUGAUCUACUAUUAAUAAAAACGGCUCCUUACAAGUUAA